Molecule: messenger RNA, 1152 nt
Organism: Lithohypha guttulata
Lineage: Eukaryota; Fungi; Ascomycota; Eurotiomycetes; Chaetothyriales; Trichomeriaceae
Exons: 1
Coding region: 1-1152 (383 amino acids)
Source: RefSeq, a predicted model, not a curated record
AUGAACACUCCUGUUAACAAGACUAUUUCCGUGCCCUUCAAACUAACAUAUUUGCUGCCACGGCGUUUCGAAGGAAACAUUUUCGACACUUUUACACACGCCACCUCAACUUCGGAUUCAGCAGUCAAUGACUUGUCGAAAGCUGCCACUCAGGCACCAUGCAUCUCUUAUGAUGACGCCUUUGUCGACAUUGUUGGACCAGGUCCAUUCAUCAAGCUAAUUGAGGAGCGAGAACAGAAUUUCGCAGGUGAAGCAGGAGUCUGGAUUCCAGAGCGCGAUGAAGUCUGGUACACGACCUGGAUCAACGAUGGUCUGACUCACGUUGAAGUCCUCAACUUGAAAGAAAAGAAGACACGGAAACUAUCAACUUCAGAGCCUCUCGAGAACCCCAAUGGUGGCUACUACCACGAUGGUCGAGUCUACUUCACUUGUCCCCGGGACGAUUCCAGAAAAUGGCCUGGAGGCGUUGUCGCAAUCGAUCCCAGCACUGGCAAGGUCGAAUGGAUCCUGAACUCCUACUUUGGUUUAAAAUUCGACAAUAUCGACGAUAUUACCUGGGUCACGAAUUCAACCACAAAAAGGUCUUACAUGUUCAUCACUAUCCUACCUUACCCCGACGGAUCGCAGCCAACCAACACGCUGCCCUCAGGACUAUGGAGAUGGGAUCCACAAGAAAAACUGCUACUACCAGCCAUUAGUCGCACCGAGUUCCCAGUCGCAAACGGCAUACGACCCUCAAAAGAUCACAAAGCACUAUGGCUGACGGAUUUCGGUGGCGGAGAGAGAAGUCGAGUCUGGGGACUACCCGCCAAAGUUGGAGCGCCUGCAAUCUACAGAUACGACCUCGAUGACGAGAUGUGGCCCGUAAACAAACGCAUCUUCGGAGUAGCUCGAAUGCAAGCGCCAGAUGGCAUCAGGAUCGACAACAAAGGCAGAGUCUGGACAGCUGAAGGAGAGGGCGUCGUUGUGAGAGCGCCUACUGGAAGAGUUCUCGGGGUGUUCAAUGCAUAUUACUUUACCAGAGAUCCUGUCAAGACGGCUAUUGUGCAAUUUGAGCUUGCAGGAGAUGUACUAGUCAUUCUGGGUCAGAACAAAAUCUGGAUCGUCAAAUUGCAAGAGGUAGUCAAUGCAUCUUCAGAGCUAUUGGACUAG